AAUGGUUAUCGACUUUAGAGUUUAGACUUUAGACAGCUACUAGGGGUUGAGAAGAAGAAAGGCUUCGAUGUGGCUCAGCUGCUCUAUCGGGGAAUUGCUUCCAUCGUCUGCUGUUUUGAUGGCUUGAAAUCCUAGGCUACAUUUCGAGAGAUCUAUGGAGGAGGAUCCGGCCUGCUGCGUUUUGGCCGGGGGCGCCAUGUCCAAACUUGCCGCGAAGCUCGAUGGGCUCCUGAUCAGAAGUCAAGGGCGUCGACGUCACUUGGCAAUUCCCUGGGAAGUAAAGAACGUGUUGAUACCUCGCAUCAAGCAAAAUCUGGAAAGCAUGAUGGCAAUCAUCCAAGACGACGGCGACAAUUACUCGUCAAGAGAAGUGAUCAGAUGCUUGACGAAGGAGAUGCGUGAGCUGUCGUACGACAUCCACGACUGCAUCGACGAGCACGCCGCCGGUCCGGCCAGAGAUCAUGCCACUCGGCUUCUCUGGAGGAUGGAGCGGCACGUACGCGUGGCCAAGGGCAACGACAAGAGACGACGAUCCACGGUACUAGCUCGUCGCCGUACCAGCAGCAAGCCAGUAACUUCCUGGCUCUCCGAGAGGCUCAAGGGUCGUCUAUGGUUGCUCGACAAGAUGAGAGAAUUCACCGCGCGCUCGGAGGAGGCGCUGCGUCGGUACAACUCUUUUAACCACCCUCUCAAGAAACAAAGAAAUGACGACAACCAUGGCGGCAGUAGCACCAGCGCUAGUGCUGCUAGAUCUGGUGAGUCUUUCGGCUCUUGGAGUCCCCUGCCAUAUACCCACGUCCUCCACCGGCGUGUUGGUGUCCAUGAUCUCGCUAUGAACACGCUCAAAGCGUGGCUCACGGAUGGAGAUGGCCCAAGCCUCAAGGUGGUAUCCAUGGUUGGAUGUGGAGGGGUUGGUAAGACCACGCUUGCCAGCGAGUUAUACCGUGGAAUUGGAGGGCAGUUUCAAUGCCGGGCGUUUGCGCGGACGUCCCGGAAGCCUGAUAUCAGGAGGCUUCUCAUCAGCAUUCUUUCUCAAAUUCGUCCACGACAGCCCCCUGUUAAUUGGGAAGUACAAAAUCUAAUUGGCGAUAUAAGGACACAUCUGCAAGAUAAGAGGUACUUGAUUGUAAUUGAUGAUGUAUGGGCCAUUUCAACGUGGGAUAUUGUUAGCCGUGCUUUUCCGGAUGGCAAUCAUUGCAGUAGAAUACUGAUAACGUCAGAACUUGAAGACAUUGCUCGAAAAUGCUGUGGUUAUGAACCCCAGAAUGUUUACAAGAUGAAACCCCUCAGUGAGGAUGAUUCAAGAAAGUUAUUUUACAGUAUAGUUACUUGCUCUCAAGAACUCAAUGUGGUUUCAAGCAGUAUCAUUAGAAAAUGCGGUGGUCUGCCUGUCGCAAUUGUUACUAUUGCCAGCCUCUUAGCAAGUCGGAUGGGAAAAACAGAGCAGAGGGAGUAUGUGGAGUAUGUUGAUAAAUCCUUGGGUUAUGGCUUGAUGACAAAUCUUACUUUGGAAGGGCUGAAACAAGUGGUCAACCUUAGUUACAGAAAUCUUCCUCAACAUUUGAAGGCAUGCAUGCUUUAUCUCUGUAUUUUUUCGGAGGACUACAUAAUUUGGACGGAUGAUUUGGUAAAGCAAUGGGUAGCUGAAGGCUUUAUCUGUGCAAGUGAAGAAAAAGAUGAGGAGGAAAUCUCAAGGAGCUACUUUGAAGAGCUUAUCAGUAGCAGACUGAUCCAUCCUAUUCAAAUAGAUGGUAAUGGUAAAAUUUUGUCCUGCACCAUGCACCACAUGAUGCGUAAGCAUAUUAUGCACGAGUCCAUAGUUGAGAAUUUCGUCGCUGCAGUAGAUUAUUCUCAGACAGCCACAAGAUUUGCUCACAAGGUUCGUCGGCUGUGCCUUGACUUUGGUAAUGCAGAAGAUGCGACUCUAUCCACAAACAGGAGAUUAUCACAAGUUCGAACACUUGCUUUUUUUGGGGCCUUCAAGUGUGUGCCUUCCAUUACGGAGUUCCGGCUUCUUCACGUUCUUAUCCUGCACUUUUGGGGUGAGCAAGAGAGUAUCAGGUUUGAUCUCACUAGCAUUUCGGAGAUUUUUCGGCUGAGAUAUUUGCAGGUCACAUGCAAUGUCAAAUUAGAGAUACAACAAAUGCAGAUGCUACAACGUCUGUCAUGUUUGGAGACACUGAAAAUAGAAGCUGCGAGAGGAAGUACAACCGAAUUGGUCAUCUUAAAUUUUCCACGCUUGUUGCACCUCAGACUUCCUGCCGAGACAAAUAUUUUCAGUUGGAUUGGCGACAUGACAUCUCUACGUGCACUCGGACAUUUUAAUCUCAGUAAUAACACAAUAGCUAAAGUACGGGACAUUGGCGAGCUGACAAAUCUCCAGGAUCUUCAGCUUACCUGUACACCAGUGGGUCCUUCUUAUUAUCUGGGGAAGCAAAUGGAAUGUUUAAGCUCGGUUCUGGGGAAACUAAACAUUCUGAAGUGUCUAACUCUGAAAAGUUCAAGAGACCUUGGUCUUCAACUUUCAAGGAUGAGCAUUUCCUGUGAUGUGCUGAGCAGCGUAUCCUCUCCUCCAGCACUUCUCCAGAGACUUGAGUGGUUACCGCGCGUCUGUACCUUCUCCUGCCUACCAGAGUGGAUUGGGCAUUUGGGCAAUCUCUGCAUUUUAAAGAUUGGGGUUAAUGAACUAGUGAGGAAUGACGUUAAUCUUCUCAAAGGAUUGCCUGCACUCACUUAUCUGUCGUUGUAUGUCCGCACAAAGCCUGCAGAAAUUAUUGUCUUCAAUAAGGGAGGGUUCCUGGUUCUCAAGUACUUCAGAUUCAUGUCCAGUGUACCUUGUCUGAAGUUUGAGGCGGACGUAAUGCCUAAUCUCCAGAAACUCAAGCUAGGUUUUGAUGCACAUGGAGCAAUUCAAUACGGUCAUAUCCGGGCUGGCCUCGAUCACUUGUCAAGUCUUGAGGAGUUCUCUGCAAAAAUUGGGCCGAAGUUUGAGGCGGACGUAACGCCUUAUCUCCAGCAACUCAAGCUACGUUUUGGUGCACAUGGAGCAAUUCAAUACGGUCCUAUACCUGCUGGACUCGAUCACUUGUCAGGUCUUAAGGAGAUCUCUGCAAAAAUUGGGGGUGCCAGUGCCAAUGAACCAGUUAGAAGGAUUGUCGAGUCAGCGUUGAGUGAUGCAGUUAGAAUGCAUCCUGGACGUCCUACAGUCAACAUACAGUGUGUAGAUCAGAUGUUCGGUGAUAAGGAUGAUCUGGAGCCCAGGGAAGAAGCUGCCUCCAGUCCCAAGGGUGAUCAAGAAAGCCUUGGUGCAACUGGUACGAGUCAUCUUCGCAGGAGGAAAUCGGAGCCCACGUGCAGCGUGCGGACAAUUACGCUCCUCGACGGCUACAUCUGGAGAAAGUAUGGCCAGAAGAAAGUUCACGGCUCUGAAAACACCCGAAAUUACUACCGGUGCACGCAAAAGCCUGGUCAGGGCUGCACCGCCAUAAGGACGGUGCAGGUCUCGGAUGAGGAACCGCAGUUCUUCAAUAUCACAUACUAUGGAGUCCACAGCUGCGUUGAACCCACUAUUCGGCGGCCUGAACUGCAACGUGGCUCCGGCCCCCUGGCCGUGGGUAUCAAAGCCGCCGAGGAGAGUGUUGCGGCCAGCAGCAGCUUUCCGGGCUCAUCCUCCGUCACCAACCCAGCGACGCCGGAAAGCCAGAUUACCUACAAGACGCAGACAUCGGUCGGCCAGCCUGAACGCACUUUCGAGAAUGUCAACUAUUGUUUCCCCCUUCAAUUCGAGAAUAUGCAGGAUGUCUGGACGGACGAUAUUGGCUUCGGUUUCGGUGAUAACUCCAGCGAUUCUGAAUCCGACCAAAUACUAUACGGACGCCGGCCGCAGGACGAAUACAAGGAAGAAACUCCUGCAAAAGAGGGCUAGGAAGCUGUCUCAGGUGGCACUUGAGGAGUUGCGGUCAUGGCUGGGCUCAUGGUGUUCAGACACUCUUGCAAUUAUGUUGUUACGUCGCCACUUCUUAACCGCCUGAGAAUCCGCAGAUAUACUGGCUUCGCUAGACAGCGUUUCGAUGCUCUAAUUAUUAAUGCAGACAUCUAGUAAGUUCUAUUGUAUUCUUAUGUAGUGUGCUUCAGUAGAUGUAGUCGUCUGAUGUCUCUGUUGCUUCACUAGAUGUAGUCGUCUGAUGUCUCUGUUGUGAAGACCGGGACCGGGGAGAUUUCAUUGUCUCUGGUUUGUUACCUGAUGAUGCGAUGAGCUGCCUUGACACACUCCAGUUAUGCAAUGAAACUGGGGACCAAGUGGUCGUUGAAUCCAAAAAUGAAUACCAAGCCUGGCUUGUCUCUUUACUUUUACUAGCUAGCGAUGUGCCUAGCACUUUUUUUUACUACUACAUUUACUUUUUUCUUGUGAAUGAAGCAAUCACAAAUUCACAAUGUGAUAUUGUAUAAAUUGCAUACCUGAUGUGUAAAUCGGCAAAUUGUA
This is a messenger RNA of Lolium perenne, 4483 nucleotides long. Its product is annotated as disease resistance protein RGA5. Gene Ontology annotation, molecular function: DNA-binding transcription factor activity; sequence-specific DNA binding; ADP binding. NCBI's taxonomy places the organism in Eukaryota, Viridiplantae, Streptophyta, Magnoliopsida, Poales, Poaceae. Gene Ontology annotation, biological process: defense response to other organism; regulation of DNA-templated transcription. The record is from RefSeq and is a predicted model, not a curated record.